Messenger RNA from Entamoeba nuttalli P19, 576 nucleotides. RefSeq lists its product as hypothetical. The record is from RefSeq and is a predicted model, not a curated record. Bases 1 to 576 code for a protein of 191 amino acids. The transcript has a single exon. Lineage: Eukaryota; Evosea; Mastigamoebida; Endamoebidae.
AUGAACUAUUCCACUUUGUCUAUUAUACAAUUAAUUUCAACAGCUGUUGUAAUUGGAAUAGAAGUGUAUGCAAUUAUUUAUUGUUAUAACAUAAUUCAUAGUGCAGAAUCUAUUUAUCCAGAAAAAUAUCCGUUAGUGUAUUUAUACUUCUCAAUGAUUGGAGCUAUCUUUCUUAAUAUUCCAUCUCUUCUUACAGGAAUCUUGCAAAGUAAAAUUGCUUCGAUUUUUGCUAUUAUUUUUGAUAUAAUAGCAAUUGUAUUAUUAUUUAUUGUUUAUAUCAUUGGACAAAUAUUCCAACUAGGAGUUUCUUCAGUAAGUGAACAAGAUAAAAUAACAGAGAUUGAAAAAGAAGCAAAUUGUUGUGGAUGGAAAACUCUAAAAAUUGAAGGAUGUCAAGCUAAAGAUAUAAGCAAAGCAGUGCCUUGUUAUAAAAUUGUAGGUGAGCCAUUUCUUGAGUCAGUUAAUUUUGCUAUUGAAAUAGAUGGAUUUGCAAUGAAAGCAAUAGUCUUAUUAAUUUGUGUAACGCUAGUCUUUAUUAUUUUCCAUCGCAAUCAAUCAAAAGUAAAACAAGCAUAA